GUUAAAAAAAAGCGGCUUGCCAUGUUGGAUCUCUUAAUAGCGGUAUCUCGAAACAAUUUUUUGUCGGAUUUGGACAUCAGAGAAGAAGUCGAUACCUUUAUGUUUGGGGGUCACGAUACUACAGCGAUGGCUAUGACUUUUGCUUUAUUACUAUUAGCUGAACACAAAGAUGUCCAGGAAUGUGUGAGGCUUGAAGUCGAUACCGUGAUGCAAGAGAACACAGGAAAACUUACCAUGAAAUCCUUGCAAAAUUUAUCAUAUUUAGACAGAUGUUUAAAGGAAACGUUACGCUUAUAUACCGUCGCGCCUUUUGUCAUACGAAGACUUGAGGAGGACGUGAAAUUACAUUCAUAUGUUAUACCUGCUGGAACAAACUUACAUGUUAAUAUCUACGGAGUACACAGAGAUCCCAAUUUUUGGCCAAAUCCAGAAGUGUUUGAUCCAGAUAGAUUUUUGCCCGAAAGAAUGCGUAAUUAUCAUCCUUAUUCCUAUGUACCCUUCAGUGCAGGACCGAGAAAUUGCAUAGGUCAAAAAUUCGGUCUACUGGAGUUGAAAGCUAUGAUAGCUCCUUUGGUGCACAAUUUUUACUUGGAGCUCAUAGAUCAAUUAAAAGAUAUUCGGUUGAAGGCCAAUAUCAUAGUUCAUCCUUCUCAUCCGGUUCGUAUAAAAUUCAUCAGUCGCAAACAACCGUUGCAGAAGAAUUAACACGGAUACUAUACAAGUGUAAGAAAUUGAUGAACAAUAAAAUUGAUAACAAUAAAAACAAAGACAG
Molecule: messenger RNA, 772 nt
Organism: Cataglyphis hispanica
Lineage: Eukaryota; Metazoa; Arthropoda; Insecta; Hymenoptera; Formicidae
Product: cytochrome P450 4C1-like
Exons: 5
Coding region: 22-705 (227 amino acids)
Molecular function (GO): oxidoreductase activity, acting on paired donors, with incorporation or reduction of molecular oxygen; iron ion binding; heme binding
Source: RefSeq, a predicted model, not a curated record